CCGGAAGUUAAGGUUCUCCCCUCCCCCUAGUCCCGCCCCCAUACCAAAUAUUUUCCCCACAGUGGUUCCCUAGGCAGCCGUGGAACUUACACCCUGCGCCUCAAGCCUAGAGAGACAAGGCCAGGAAAAAAUGGAAGAGCCUCACCAAAUGAACUCACUGGGGCUACAUUGCUGCUUCUACAGGGAGCCUGGAGUCCCAGGGAUGGCCUUUGAGAGGGACAGACUCCCAGCCCAGAUAUUGGGAAGUAGUGGGACCCCUUUUCAUGGAACUUCUUCUGCCCCUCUUCCCCAUCCUGACUUGGAGGUGGUGACAUUCAAGGAUGUGGCUGUGAACUUCACCAGGGAGGAGUGGCGCCUCUUGACCCCUCCCCAGAAGAGGCUAUUCAAGGAGGUGAUGCUGGAGAAUGCCCAGAACCUGCUCUCUGUGGGGCUUCCAGGUCCCCCAGAAGAAGUGAUUUCUUAUUUGGAGCAGAGGGAAGCCCCAUGGAUGCUGGAGCAAGAAGACCCAAGGAGCCCAGAAGGAGAGAUCAGACUUGAAUUGAAGGCGAAUCCAAAAGAAGUGAGCCUUCCUGUGGAAGAAAUGGGCCUGCAGAUAUUCAUUCGUGAUGGUCCUGAUAACUUUGUUUUCAGAAAAUUCUGUGUUGCACCUCAAAAUUCAUCUCAUAUUAAAUAUCAAAGAAUGCACACUGAGGAAAAAUCUAAGGAAAAUAAUCAAUAUGGAAAGACUUCUAUGCACAGGGAUAGUCAUGCUACACAUCAGAGAAUCCAUUCUGGUAUGAGACCUUAUGAAUGCAAGGAAUGUAAAAAGACAUUCCGUCGGAGCUCCUCUCUUACUAUACAUCAGAGAAUUCACACUGGGGAGAAACCUUAUGAAUGCAAGCUAUGUGGAAAGACAUUCAGCUGGAUCUCCAGUCUUUCUGUACAUCAGAGUAUCCACAAUGACAAGAAACCUCAUGAAUGCAAGCAAUGUGGAAAGACUUUCAAAGAAAGUGCCAAACUUGCUGUACAUCAGAGAGUUCACACUGGGGAGAAACCAUAUGAAUGCAAGCAGUGUGGAAAGACAUUCAAAGAAAAGUACAAACUUGUUGUACAUGAGAGAGUCCACACUGGGGAUAAACCUUAUGAAUGCCAGCAGUGUGGAAAGACAUUUACAGAUAACUCCUAUCUUGCUGUACAUCAGAGAAUCCACACUGGGGACAAACCUUAUAAAUGCAAACAAUGUGGAAAGACAUUCCGUCAGAGCUCCUGUCUUGUUGGACAUCAGAGAAUCCACACUGGGGAGAAACCUUAUGAAUGUAAUCAAUGUGGAAAGACAUUCAGUCAGAGCUCCCAUCUUGUUAGACAUCAGAGAGUACACACUGGGGAGAAACCUUUUGAAUGCAAUCAGUGUGGGAAAAAAUUCAGUCGGAGGUCCCUUCUGGAUGUUCAUCAGAGAAUCCACACUGGGGAGAAACCUUAUGAGUGCAAUCAGUGUGGAAAGACAUUCAAAGAAAAGUCUGUACUUGCUGUACAUCAGAGAGUCCACACUGGGGAGAAACCUUAUGAAUGCAAGGAGUGUGGAAAGAUAUUUAGUCGGAGCUCCAAUCUUACUGUACAUCAGAGAAUCCACACUGGAGAGGAACCAUAUGAAUGCAAGGAUUGUGGAAAAACAUUCAAAGAAAGGUCCAAACUUGCUCUACAUCAGAGAGUCCACACUGGGGAGAAAAGUUAUGAAUGCAAGCAGUGUGGAAAGACAUUCAGUCAGAGGUCCCAACUUGCUGUACAUCAGAGAAUCCACACUGGGGACAAACUUUAUGAAUGUAAGGAUUGUGGAAAAACAUUCAAAGAAAAGUCCAAAUUUGCUGUACAUCAGCGAGUCCACGCUGGGGACAAACCUUAUGAAUGCAAUCAGUGUGGAAAAAUAUUCAAGGAAAAGUCCAAUCUUGCUGGACAUCAGAGAAUCCAUACUGGGUACAAACUUCAUAAAUGUAAGGAGUGUGGAAAGGCAUUUAGUCGGAGCUCCAAUCUUACUGCACAUCAGAGAAUCCACACUGGGGAGAAACCUUAUGAAUGCAAUCAGUGUGGACAGACUUUCAGACUGAGCUCCAGUCUUGCUGUACAUCAGAGUAUCCACAAUGACAAGAAACCUCAUGAAUGCAAGCAAUGUGGAAAGACUUUCAAAGAAAGUGCCAAACUUGCUGUACAUCAGAGAGCCCACACUGGGGAGAAACCUUAUGAAUGCAAGUAAUGUGGAAAAACAUUCAAGGAAAGGUCCAAACUUGCUGUAUAUCAGAGAAUCCACACUGGGGAGAAAACUUAUGAAUGCAAGGAGUGUGGAAAGACAUUUAGUCGGAGCCCCAGUCUUGCUGAACAUCAGAGAAUACACACUGUCAAGGAACCUUAUGAAUGUGGAAAGACAAAGAAAGGUUCAACCUUGCUGUACAUCAGAGAAUUCACACUGUGGAGAAACUUUAUGAAUGCAAAUAAUUUGGAAAGACUUUCACAUUGAGCUCCCUUCUUGGUGUACAUCAGAGAAUCAACAUUGGGGAGGAAACUUAAGAAUAUAAGCUAUGUGGAAAAAUGUUAACAUGCAGUUCCAGUCUUGCUAUUGUAUGAAAGAAAUUGACCCUCCCCCCUUUCUGCAGCAAAAUACCUGGUGUGAGCCUGAAUUUGACUCAGAGGUGAGGCUUGUAUGAUGGAAACCAUUGAGUGAGGAUAGAAUGGCAGCAGGAAAAAGGCAGCAGUAAUGUCAAGAGAUCAUGAGAUUGGGGAACAGCUGGGUAGCUCAAUGCUCAAUGGAUUGAGAGCCAGGCCUAAAGAUGGGAGGUCCUAGGUUCAAGUCUGGCCUCAGACACUUCUCAGCUGUGUGACCCUGAUCAAGUCACUUAGCCCCCCCCUUGCCUAGCCCUUACCUACUGCCUUGGAGUCAAUUCACAGUAUUGAUUCCAAGAUGGAAGGUAAGGGUUUUAAAAAAAGAGAGAGAUCAUGAGAUUGGGGACAGGGUGAUGUCCCCUGGGUUGCCCUCUGAGUGGCCCAGGCAAAAUAGAAAGCCACAGUUGGCUCCUCAGAUGACAUUUAUGAGAGUUAGUGGUCGGAGAAAAAGGUUUAAUAAACUGAGGCAAGAGUUAUCUGAGCUCUUUUUCAUUUUUUUUUUUUGCUGGUUGGACUUCCCUGUGAGCUUGGCUAGAGUGCCCUAAUGGUGGCCAUAGAAUAAGCAAACUAAAUGGAGCAGUGAGGAAAGUAUAUCUCUCCUAUUUUUCCAUCUUCCCCCCUACUACCUUAGAUUAAAAGAAAUUAAUUUAGAGUCAGUCACAUAAUUUCCCCUUGUAUACUAUACAUCACAGACAUUCACACUGAGCUCUUACCUUGCUCAAAAUCAGACAGUUCAUUCUAGUAUGUCAUAAGCUCUCCUAUGAUUAGGUCCAAAUGUACAUAUAAUUUAGAACUAACAUGUGAUCCCAGAAUAAGAUUAAGGGAGCAUAGAAUAGUUUACCUUUCAGAUCAACUUAUUGAUAAGGAAAGAAUUUAUGACCAAAUAAGAAAUAGAUAACAUUAUGAGGUGUACAAUACAUAACUUUUAUUAAAUUAAAUUCAAAACUUUUUGUACAAACAAAACUAAUGCAACCUUAAAAGUGGAAACAAGAAGUUAUCAUUUGCUUUACAACAAUAUGUCUAAUUAAAUACUUGUUUUUAAAAAUUCUAACUUAUUAUCAAAUACCUUAAUUCAUCAUUUCAUGGCAUCUGGAUGUAAAGAGGAGUUAAUUUAAGAAGGAAAUAAUGUCUUUGCUCUAUGGAAAUCAUUUGUAAUUAGCAUCAUUUCCUAUAUAUGGCUUUACCAAAAAUUCCUCUAAAGCAAAAAUUAAAAAGUAACAAAUGAUAUUGUAGAUUUCAAAUAUGAAAUAAAAUUAUUGACAUUCUAAUGACUUCUAUUCAAUUGAAUGUUUUGUCAAAAUAAUUAUCUUACAUAGAAAAUCAUUAUGCAUCUAUCAGUUUGACACUGGACUGAUUGCUUUCAGAGGCCAGUGUAACAUAACUGAUACAAUUACACUCAUUUCUACAAUUUCUAAACCUAUCACAUGUCAAAUCUUAAGCCUAUUUUGCAUUAAGGUCUGUGCUACAUAUGUGACAAAAAUUUAUCACACCAGUACAGAAUUCCAAGCUAAGUAGGUUUGUUGGGAGGAGGCCACACUCCCAAUAAAGGUGGGCCUUCACCAAGAUUAAGAGCAGAGACCCUGAGCCCAAUAGCCUUUUUCAUGCCAUGAAAUCUGAUGAGGUAGUGACAUAAAAUACAGUCACAAUGAAAAUAGAAUGCAUGUAAAAUCCUUCAUAUGGGCAUCUUAAUGAUGUAAAUGCUGAUUAAUCUGAUAAGUGUAAAAAAGAUCACUAUGGGUGGUAACUUUACAGUACUCAGUAAGGGUCUUGGUGUUUUCACUGAUGAUUAUGGUAGAAUAGUAGGAGUUAGCAGUUUUGGUUAACAGAUAUGUGAAAACAAGAGUAGCCCUCCACCUCCUGUGUGACUUAUCUUGUUCUACAAACAAGACCAUCCUUCUUCUUUUUGUCUGACCAUCUUGUUAUACACCCAGAAGGAGUGUGGUAGGAUUUAUGGAAUCUCCUGGGUGUUACGGACUAAGGUCAGGAUAUAAAUAAAAUUUUAUAGCAUCCCAAACUGUAAUAUUCUUAGCUAAUAUUUAUAAUUUUUAUUAAGCAAACUAUAUUAUUUGACUAUGAACUCAAAACUGAUGAUUGUGUUAUAAAAAUAAUCAUGAAGGCUAAUACUAUUAUAAUUAUAAAAGGGGUAGGGGAUGUCACAUUCAUACAUACAAGGUCAAAUAUAAUUAUCCUAAUAGGAAAAACAGAUGUGGAUUGAAGUGCUACUACAUUAUAUUUUUUUAAGACAGUCCCAUCAAAUCUAUAUUCAUUGUUAUAAAUGGUAUCCUACAGAAUCUUUUCUCAAGAGAAAAGCUGUCAGCACCUCAAAUGAUAGGAACCUGUACUUUCAGAUUAGUCUGCUACCCGGGAUUUAUGGAUAUCUACCUGCUCAGUAGGAGGGUCUGAGCCCUGGACAUGAAGGAGGGAAAGAGGCAGGUGUUGAGAUGGGGAAAGUGGAGCCCCACAGAUGAGCAUAGGUAGUGCCCCAGGUACAAUUCAAGUUCUAGGGAAGAAUUGAAAGCUUGAGGAAGAAUGGGAUUUAGCACCCUCAAAAGGAAAGCUCUUAAGAGUUUUAGGGACUAAGAAACUUACCAAAAAGAGAUGCUACCUGAAAAGACUGACUCCAAGAGGUCAAGGUGAGCAUAUUCUAAACAGUGGAGACAACAACGGGAAAGGCAGAGUUACAAGAUGGAGGCUCUUAACCAAGAAUCAUCCAAGAGUCCAGUAUCACUGUCAGAGACUGAGUAGUGAGCAGUUCUUGUGGGAGAAACACACCCACAUUUAAAGAAUCUCAGACAAGAAUGGGAGACUCAAAUUCCAUUCAAUUUGUAAGAAAAGAAUUUUACUUGAAGAAGUAGUUUAUGGUUGUAUAAUAACUAGUGGAAUAGUCUGUAAGCUAAUCAUAUUCAUUGUAUAGCCUUAGGACUGAUGGACAAGGCCAGGGGUUAGUAGAAUAGCCUCUUUACAGCUGAUUGUAUAAAGUAGCAACUCUGUUUUACAGUGUUAGUUUCUUUCUUUUUUUUUUUAAACCCUUACCUUCUGUCUUAGAACCAAUACUGUGUAUUGGCUCCAAGGCAGAAGAGUGGUAAGGGCUAGGCAAUGGGGGUUAAGUGACUUGCCCAGGGUCACACAGCUAGGAAAUGUCUGAGGCCAGAUUUGAACCUAGGACCUCCCAUCUCUAGACUUGGCUCUCAACCACUGAGCUACCCAGCUGCCCCCUACAGUGUUAGUUUCAUGUAUGGAGUAGCAACUACAACUGUAGAAUAGCAGCUUCUCAGCUCUGUGGAUUAGGGUUGGCAUAUUUAUUAGGGCCAGGGAGCUUGUCAUCUCCCAUUCCAAAGAAAUCUUCACUUUAACUGAAAACCCUGAACAGUGGACAUGGCCAAAUUCAGGUGCAAGUGUGUUUUAGGGUGUGAUGUCAUUGGGAAUAAGGAACAUGUGCAAAUUUGGGGGAUUCUUCUGGAAUGGCAGAGUUCCCAGUAUGCAGGCCCCUUGUUCCACAGUGUCCGCCUUGUGAUCAUUGGUCAAUGAGGGAGAGGUCCCCCUGUCCUUCUGGAAUGAGAACAUGGGGUGGGGGAUGUGGUACAAUGGAGGACUGUUAUAGGUAGUUAAUGAUGUUACAGUUCCAAGAAUAAUGAGUACUUAAGAAAACCAAUUAGGCAUAAAACUGAUGCCCAGGAAGGAAUAUUACAGAAUAUUAUAGAUAAAUGGAGAUUUUUAACCUUUGACUUCAUUCCCCAGAAGUUUUCAGGUUUUUUUAAUUACAAAAUAAUUUCAUUGGUUACUGGAAAAGGGACUCCAUUAUCCACCUACAUGUAUGGGAAUCCACAUAUAUUUUUGAAAACAAAGAUCCUAUGAUUUAAAAACACUACUAUUAAAGAUUUAAAUUUAAUUUUUGAGUUAACCUGUCUCAUCAUACAUACACCUUUUCUCCUGUUACAAGUUGCAUGUUACCUCUCCUUUUUUCUACUGCAGUAAAAAGGAUUCUCAGAGAGCACUAAAAAAAUUCCAUCAUCAGUAGGAUUAUACUAAAUUUAAACACACUUUAAGAUAGGACAGGAUAAUUUUUCACCACUAUAAUGACAUGUACAUAAAUAAAGCUUCUAUACAGCAAAGUUAAUAAGAACCUUACAUUUAUUUGAGGUAAAUAUGUGAACAUGCAAGCAACCUGUUUCCAAAGUAUGAUAAUGAUUGGAAUUGGAGCAUUAUUGAUUAUGGGUGAAAAUGUUUGUCCUUUAAGAAGAAAGUAACCACAUAUAUUUUACCUUGUCUUUAUUGGUAUGUGAUGCUUAGUCUAUGCAUGUAUAUUUCUAAACAAGACCGUUUCCCCUGCAUUUCUGAGAUUCUGAUUGACCUAUAAUUAAAUGUCAAAAGUAUAAUUUAGCUAUUUACUAGGGAUGUAUAAUCUAAAUUUUUUAAGUUAAAGGUUGGGACCUUUAGGACACAUCCUCACCAUGACUCCUACUCCAACAACAAGCUACACAACAUACCCCAUCAGGAAGGCAAUGAAGAGAAUGCAGAUACAGAGAAACUGUGUUAAGACAACAGCCCAGAAUGAUCUACGAACUUGGGAAUAAAUCAAGCCCCAAGCACAAGCAGGAAUUUUCACCUCCUGAUUGCAUUGCUGCCUUCAAAUGACUCUGACUUUCUUGGUGGUUUUACAGAAGCGUAUGUUAUCCCCCAUGACUCCUAAAAUCUCUUGUUCAGGAUGUAUUUUAGCCAAUUGUUCUAAUUCCUUCACUGUAUUUGUUGUUGAACAAUAGGCAUCUAUACCCCAUAAUUAGUCUCCCAAAAUUAGUAGAAUAGCCUCUUUACAGCUGAUUGUAUAGAGUAGCAACUCUGUUUUACAGUGUUAGUUUCUUUUUUUUUAAACCCUUACCUUCCGUCUAGGAAUCAAUACUCUGUAUUGGCUCCAAGGCAGAAGAGUGGUAAGGGCUAGGCAAUGGGGGUUAGGUGAUCUGCCCCGGGUCACACAGCUGGGAAGUGUCUGAGGCCAGAUUUGAACCUAGGACCUCUGUCUCUAGGCCUGGCUCUCAAUCCACUGAGCUAUCCAGCUGCCCACUUUAAGCUUACAUCCCUAACAACCUCCACUGUAGCCAUUGCUCAAAAAGUCUACACUGCACAACAUGUAGACAAUCUUUCUAAGAAUGUUUCACUUGCCCUCUUAACCAAGAACACAUAGAUAAGGGGUUAGAGGUUCAUUUAAAUGUCCUAGAAGUGGCCAUUCUUUAUAUUGGCAAUCAGUUAUAAAAUAUGAAAGUGAGAUUUAAAUCAAAGUGCCAUGCUGAGUACAAAUGGAUUUGUGUUUCUCCCCUUUCUUAUAAUCAGUCAGAUAUUCCUUUGGAGAACAUACAACAACACAUCUUUGGAAUCUGGAACCAUUUAGAAUUCUCUAUUGACCUGAAAACACUGCACAAACAAAUUAUGAAUAUUAGCCAUUCCAGUACUUCCCUGUAUUUGGCCUCAUCUAUUGCAAAAUCAUUUAAGACAGUGUUUCUUUCUAUAUAUCCCAUAACAGUCUCAUUCACACCCUUAUUGCCUGUGGAUUUGCUCUUGUCUUAUUUUUCUCAUUCUUGUUUUCUUUCCAAUUAUCAUCCGACGCCAAGGAUCCACCAUAUGUCAAGUCCAAAUCGAGAUGAAGUUGUUUACUUUAAAAAACAAAAAGGGAGGAGAUGCCGGAGGCCAUCAUACCCCAAAUAGUUGAUGAGGUCACAGUCUGAGGAAGGAAGAUCAGCAAAGCAGACUCCAGAAUGAGGGCCCCCUGUUGAUCCCCCUCUGUGACUUCUCUCCCCAAAUUUUCCCUAGUAAUGGACUUGUUAUGAUUAUUAUUCUCUCCCCAACACAGGAGAAAUAAUAUGAGAGCAAAUACUUAUAGGAUCAAUAAAUAUAUAUAUACCCUACUUUAAGCCCCCUAGGUUAUUACCCCAAAAAUAUUGCAAUUACAGAAUUAAAGCCUACAGAUUACUGCCCAUGACCCCUCCUUUCUCAAGCACAAGACACACUCCAAGGUCCUAUAAUAAACACUGGCCAAAAGCUUUAGUUACCACACUCCAAUGAAUUUGUUGAAACAGAAAUCAAGCAGCAUUGCUAGGCACUUCAAAGUAACACAAGAAAAACAGAACUUGUAAAUUGAAGAAAACCCCCAAACUGGUCUGCUUUAAGUACUCACACCUAGAUACGAAGAUGUUUUGUUGUUUAUCUCCCAAGCAAUUAUGAUUGAUAGUGAAAGCUGAUCAAAAGCACAAUGAUCCCCUCAGCAGGUCAAAGGGUACUAACCAAAUGACUUUAUUCACAUUAAUCAAAGCUAUCACAGAGUGUUGUAGAAACCUAGUAAAUGAUCACAGAAUCCUUUGUUGUAGUAACAUCACAAGAGUGUUGUUUAUGUGAUUUGAUAAUAUCCAAUCAAGUUGUAGAAUGUCACAUAUGUAGAAGAUUGAUUGACUGCAUAACAGUCAUCAUCCAUAGCUAGGCUCUACCCUAUAUCAAGCCCAAGAUGAAUUGAAGUCACUCCAUUUAAAAAACAAAAAAAGGGGGAGAUGCCGGGAGCCAUCAAAGACCAUGCUGUUUGACAUGGUCCAUGUGGAAUCUGAGGACUGCAAUGCAGCCCCCAGGAAGGAUGGAAACUGAAACCCCCCUAAGUGACUUUCAUUAUUAGCAUCCCCUUAUUAUUAGAAUUGUUGUAAUUAUUAUUCUUACUUAGUCCCAGGAAAAAUAGAUGAGAGCAACAUGCUUGCAGAGUUAAUAUAGAUGUCCCACUCUGCCCUCCCAGGAUAUUGCCAGGAGAGCCCACUUACAAAAUUAAACCUAAGGAUUCUUAUAUAUAUCCACUUAUAUAAGACCCUCUUUUCUAGGCAUAAAAAUUUCUGGCAAAUCUGUGUUCUGAAUUCCCUAACCUAUAUUUGGGUCAUGUUGAUUCUACCCACUGAUCCUGCCCUUAGCAACAAUAUUUCAUUGACUGUCUCCUUAGGCUUCCUGUCUAUUGUUAGCUUCCAUGGAAACAUGUAUGUUGAGAAUGAAACUGUGUGCCAAGUAGAUGUGUGAUCAUGAAGUUAUAAAAUAAAGCCAGGCCUCAGCCAAGGUGGAGCAGUUUAUCCUGUGGAACCUGUGCUGUGGGCUGAAUGCGAAAA
This is a messenger RNA of Monodelphis domestica (gray short-tailed opossum), 9755 nucleotides long. RefSeq lists its product as uncharacterized. Gene Ontology annotation, biological process: regulation of transcription by RNA polymerase II. Gene Ontology annotation, molecular function: DNA-binding transcription factor activity, RNA polymerase II-specific; RNA polymerase II cis-regulatory region sequence-specific DNA binding. Lineage: Eukaryota; Metazoa; Chordata; Mammalia; Didelphimorphia; Didelphidae. The record is from RefSeq and is a predicted model, not a curated record.